AUGUUCCUCAACACGGUGCUGGUGGUCCUGACGGACCUGGCGGCCCGGCUCCUUGGUAACACUGUUUUCCGGCAGCACUUCCACCUGCUGCUAUCUGCAGUGGUGAUGUUCAGUCCUGCACUCAGCUUCUGGGUCUCCCAGCACAGCAUCUUCGCCAAGAGAAGCCACUUUCUCUACAGGAUCUUCCUGCGCUCCGGCUGGGGCUGGACCUGCGUCUUUGUCGGUUCCUUCGUCUUCCUCCUCUCCUUCUCCAUCCGUCGUUCCCUCGCUCUCUCCAUCCGUCACCUCUCCAGGCUCGGGGUGGCUGGUGCACUGUGGUUUAUUUUCUGCAAGCUCCUGGACCAGCUGGAGAACGCCACAGGAAGCUGCUAUGAAUCUUUGAUCACUGACGCAGGAGAUACCAACGGCCAGCCUCUGCUGGUGCUACGAGAAGGGGAGAGCAAGUCUGAAUGCCUCAAAGCUGGGAUGUUGUGGAGAGGAUAUGAAGUUUCAGAGGAUGUCUUCCUUCUCUGUCUUUGCUGCCUGCUGUUGGCAGAGGAGAUGGCCGUGUUUGGUCCUUAUCUAAGUCUGGGCGGGAUCUCAGACGCUCCUCUGAGGAUCCUCUUCCUGUUCUGUGUUCUCCUGCUCGGACUCUGGAUCUUUCUUCUCUUCUGUCUCUUAGCUUACUUCCCUCAGUUCCCCACCCAGCUGCUGGGGGGCGCUCUAGGCUGUCUGAGCUGGAGGGGACUGUACCAGGGUUGGUACCGCCUGGGGCCCAGCUGGUACUGUCCCGGGAGGCCUGGAGUGGGACUGCUCAAGACCAAGACCGGCGGUGCUGAAGCUGAAGAUGCACAACUGAACCACGAUCACUACAAUUAACCGGAGAAACAAAAGAGCUUUAAACGGCUCUCAACGCUGCCUCAAAGAUGAAUUCA
Molecule: messenger RNA, 914 nt
Organism: Seriola dumerili (greater amberjack)
Lineage: Eukaryota; Metazoa; Chordata; Actinopteri; Carangiformes; Carangidae
Gene: fitm1l
Product: fat storage-inducing transmembrane protein 1-like
Exons: 2
Coding region: 1-858 (285 amino acids)
Biological process (GO): phospholipid biosynthetic process; lipid storage; lipid droplet organization
Cellular component (GO): endoplasmic reticulum membrane
Source: RefSeq, a predicted model, not a curated record